AUGGAAGCGUUCCUAAAGAAACUCGAGAUCGAAAGUGAAGGCGGCCCUGAGCCAAACCGGUGGAUCAACAAUGAUAUCAAGCCUAUCGAGGAGGGUCGUCGCACCUGGGGCUUUUGGACUUUUCAUAACUUCUGGGUGCUUGUCAACUCUAAUAUAUCGGCUUACAUGACUGGAAGUUCUCUGAUCGCGUUAGGACUGACAUGGUGGCAAGCGAUUAUCGCCAUUGUCGUCGGGCAAAUUAUUUCCACGAUCUUGGUGGUGCUCAACUCUCUUCCUGGGGCAUACUACUGCUUGGGGUUCCCGGUGGUGAAUCGAUAUGUGUGGGGAAUGUACGGAAGUCAGUUUGUGAUCUGGAAUCGUAUUCUGCUCUCGAUCGUCUGGUACGGCUUCCAAGCCUGGAUCGGCGGCGAAUGCGUCUACGUCUGCCUGCAAGCAAUAUGGCCAAACCUCGAAGAGCGGAUCCCAAACACACUCGCCGCCUCAACAGGCACGACAACUGCAACAUUUGUCUCAUACAUCAUUUUCAUGAUCAUCUCGCUCCCAAUAAUCUACAUCCGACCAUUCAAGCUGAAAUAUCUAUUCUACGGAUCCUCCGUAACAAUCCUUGUCUUCGAAAGUGUCCUUCUAAUUUGGUCCCUCGCAACAAUGGGUCCCGGUGGCUUCGGACCAACUAUGUCCAAUGCGGGCAGUAGCACGCCAGGCUGGAAUAUUGCAUUUGGUAUUAUCAGUACUAUUGGCUCCAUUGCGGCUGGUAUCCUGAACCAGAAUGAUUAUGCGCGCUUUGCCCGCAAGCCGAGGGAUGCUAUCCUGGGGCAAGUCAUUAGUUUUCCCUUUUAUGCAAUUGUUUGUUGUGUUAUCGGGAUUUUGGUUACUGCUGCUACCCAGGAACGGUAUGGUGAGGCGAAGUGGAAUCUGCCGACGCUUUUAGGUGCAAUUAUUGAGAAUGGAGGGUCGAGAUCUAGGGCCGCUGCCUUCUUUGGUGGUGCUGCGCUGGUUAUUUCGCAGAUUGGAGUUAAUGUGCCUGGAAACGCGUUGGCUGGGGGCUUCGACUUGGCAGCUACAUUCCCCCGAUACAUCAACAUCCGCCGCGGCGCCUACAUCACAGCCGCCAUAUCAGUCGCCUGUAACCCAUGGAAGCUAGUCAACACGGCAACGACAUUCUUAGCGGUUCUCAGCAGCUACUCAGUAUUCCUGGGCCCGAUGACAGGUCUCAUGAUCUCAUCAUACUUCAUCGUCCACCGGCGUAAGAUCAAAGUCGACGAUCUCUUCAUCGGAGAUAGCUCAAGUAUCUACUGGUAUACAUGUGGGCUAAACUGGCGCGCUAUUGUCGCAUGGAUCUGCGGUACUGUCCCAUCGUUGCCUGGCUUCAUCGCUUAUGUUAGUUCUGGCAUAACUGUACCGAUCGGCCUAAUGCAUUUGUAUUACAUUUGCUUCUUGUCUGGCCUGGUUAUUAGUGCUGCCAUUUACUGUGGGCUGCAUUAUGUCUUCCCCGUGCUGGCGAUUAGGGACUUUGUGGAGAAUGCGCCUCCUGCUAAGUUGUUGAUGCGCGAGUAUAGGGAGCGCUGGGAUCGGGGUGAUGAAGUUGAGACUGUUUUUACGGAGACACCCAAGAUCUAA
Penicillium cinerascens is the source of this 1617-nucleotide messenger RNA. Its product is annotated as nucleobase cation symporter-1 family protein. Gene Ontology annotation, cellular component: plasma membrane. Gene Ontology annotation, biological process: transmembrane transport; nucleobase transport. Gene Ontology annotation, molecular function: nucleobase transmembrane transporter activity. The record is from RefSeq and is a predicted model, not a curated record. The transcript is spliced from 7 exons. The coding region runs from base 1 to 1617 and encodes 538 amino acids. Lineage: Eukaryota; Fungi; Ascomycota; Eurotiomycetes; Eurotiales; Aspergillaceae.